Molecule: messenger RNA, 3194 nt
Organism: Nothoprocta perdicaria
Lineage: Eukaryota; Metazoa; Chordata; Aves; Tinamiformes; Tinamidae
Gene: RD3
Product: retinal degeneration 3, GUCY2D regulator
Exons: 2
Coding region: 4-597 (197 amino acids)
Source: RefSeq, a predicted model, not a curated record
ACCAUGUCACUGGCAUCCUGGUUCAGGUGGAAUGAGCCCCCAAACCGUGUUUCCCAGAGGAACCCCUCCGAGAUGGUGGCCGAGACACUAAUGAUGGAGCUGAGUUGGCAGAUGAAGCAGGCCGAGAAGCAGCACCGAGAGCGGGAGAACGAGUAUCGCAAGAUCAAGACCGGGGUGGACUACGGCUGGCUGGUCAGCUACCCAAAGCAGAGCUACGAUAUCAGCCCAGGAGAACGGCUGCAGCUGGAGGAUAUGUGCAGCAAAAUCCAUCCUUCCUACUGCGGGCCUGUGAUACUAAGGUUCCGUCAGCUCAUUGCUGAAUACGAGCCCGAAGUGCAGGAAAUAUCGCGGCUCUUCCGCUCCGUCCUGCAGGAAGCCGCCGAGAAGAUCAAAGAGGAGGAAGAGGCCAAGAAGCUUGCCAGGCAGUGGAAUACAAGGAACAAAACCAGCCUCUCCUUAACGACGUUUAAAUCCCGGUCCAGGAUUUCUCCCUUCAUCAGUGACAUCAAGACCAUCUCUGAGGACGUGGAACGGGGUACCCAGCCUACCAGGAGGGUUUGGAGCAUGCCAGAAUUUCGGAGCACCAAGGAUUACUGACUCUGUACAGAACAAGGUUUUUAGACAGUGAUCUUUUAAACUCCCCGUUAACCCUUUUUUUAUCUCUGCCCCUGCUUUGUUGCAGCUCUCUCUCCCCAUCUGCCUCUCGUGGAAGCUGUGUCCAUAGUAACUGCUGCUGACGCAUGCGGUCUGCGACACAAUUUAUUACCAAAUAUGUUACCCUUUCCUUUUGUUCAGUAGAACUCAGUAACCCUAAGGACAGGGGUCACUAUCUCAUUUUUAUCACCGCUUUCUUGUGGAAGAUGAUUUAGUUUUGUGAUGUGUCUCUCCUCCCCACAGCCUGAAUGUGCUGGAUAUCAUAAAAGCUUCUGCCCAAAGCUCGUGAGAGCUGUUGGCUACAGGGCUCUUGCUGAAAGCGAGGAGGUUGCUUUAGAGAGUAGGGCUUGCAGGAUCAGGCCUGUGAGUUAAAACUGAACUUUCCUGACUAUUGAACCUUCCUUAGUGCUGCAGGAGCCUUUUCACAUGCAAAUACAGCACUGCUUUUGAUCAGAUUUUUUUUGCUGAUAGUUAUUUAGCAAUCAAACUUGAGUAGAAACAGACCCAAGGUUUUUGAGAUGGAGAAGCACCUCUGCUCCACAGCAACCAGUUUGUGCAUAUUCAGGUUUCUUGGGUGCAGGCCAACACCCCUGAACCUGGCACAUGCAGAGCAGAGAGAAAUCAAACAACUUGCUGCAUAGACACCCCAGCACCUCCAUCAACGCUGUGUCAAGCCCCCUACCUCCCUCCUUGCUGUUCUGUGUUCAGUGCUCCACCCUCUGUCCCAGUAAUAACCCAGGGUCCAAAUUAAUGCUUAUCACUGAGCUUGGAAGGGCAGUGGAGUACAGCAUCACUGCAGAGAGGAAGAGGGUGAAGGGAAUUGGCCUCUGCCUUCAAGGCUCUUUGUGCAGGCCAAAGGGCUGGGGUCACCUCAGCAAGCUACUGCUCCGAGUGACCGGAUGGCUCUGGGGAUGAGGGGCUCUUCCCUUACUCCUGCCCGCUCCGAGGGCUCGAUAGGGAGGUGUCUGCAGCAGCCUUCGGCCCAUGAGCUGCCCUGAAGGAGAGCUGAGCUGCACCAGCUCAGGGGGAACUCCCACCAGCAGGGGAAAGGGAAGAGCACUCUGAACAGCGUGGUUUCUGGAGAGAAACUGAGUGCUAAGAGCCUCAGUGGUGAGCACCAGGAGGUGGAGAAGGAAGACCUGCCUGUAGGAUUGGCUCCUGGAGAGGCAUCCCAGUGGGAUGCAGCCUUCUGGAAGUUCCCCCAGCUCUGCUGUUCCUUUGCCAAGUUCUGACUUCUUUACCUGGAGAUCACUGCAGCAGCAUGUGGUUACUACAGCCAAGCACUACCCGUGAGGCUGCACCAACCCUGCAAUGAAUUCCAGCAUUUGAAAUCUAUCCUAGACUACAAAUCUACACUUUCUUCUGGGGGUGGGGGAGGCUUGCAUAAAACAAAACCCAAGAUCAACUCCUUAACAGCUCUUAAGACUGUGGGGUUUGGACUCCUCCUGUUCUGGCUGUUUUUCAUCAAAAACCUCAGGGCUUCCAGCACCCUUUUUGUGCUGGGCUACUUCCAUUCCAGGUCAACGGGAGAGAGGCUAAAGCCUUCCGACAAUCAGCUUGCUUUUCCUUGUGCUGUGAUAUGUGACUGAGUAGAGGAGCUAAAAGCAAAAGCUUGUCAUAUUUAGCGUAGUCUUAGUUAGCUCAAGCUGUGUAAUGUUUAAGCAAGGGAUCACCACAAUUACCAAAAGAAAAAAAAAAUUUAGAAGAAAAGCAUUUUUCUAUUUAUUUGUAAGACACUGUAUGGUCCUGAAGGCUCCGAUGGGGUCCUGACUUUCACCCUAGGGCUCAUGUUAUUUGCAUUCGUGUCUCUUUGGACACCUUCAGUACUGAGUGUAUUGCUGCAAUACAUGAUGGACAGCUAGGAGAGGAGGGUCAUUCAGACCCAGUGCUGUAAAGCUCUUGGUUACUGUGCAGCUUCUGUAAUGUGCUCAUUCUUUCCAGAGUAGGACUGGGAGCAAUUAAUUUUCCUACCCUAGAAUCUCCUCAAGUGUGACUACCAGAGCCCCUUACAACCAUAGUUUGCACCUCACUAACAACCUUCAGCUAACAAGUAGACACUGCUCUUGUUUUAUAGCCAUCCAGAGGAGACCAGUCUGGCCUUUGGCAAAGCCAAGUGCAUUCAGAAGGCAGCCUGGGCCAGUCCCUGCUGUAGCAUUCACUCACGCCUCAACUAACCUAUCACUUCUACUGCCACACUACAGCUCAAGCAGCAUCAUGCUCUCACUGUACCUCUUCUGCAGGUUUCACUUGGCUCACAGUAGCACAUGACCAUAAAGGAUACUCAGGUAUAGGGAAUAUAGGCUUGUUAUCUGCUAUCUGGUGCCGCUUAUACCCUCCCAGAGCGCUGCGUGUGCUGGGAAGCGGCUCUUUGGAGGCCGAGCGUGCCCCUCUGCACGGUGUGCAGAGCAGCCCGGGCUGAAGCAGAGAUGCCUUUUACAUGAGGCCAACCCCAAAGGCCCUUUGCAGCUGGCGCAUGGGCAAAGGCACCACGGGGUUGGACUACCACUGGUCUGAGGCACGCACAGUUUGAACAUCAGCCC